Zygotorulaspora mrakii is the source of this 693-nucleotide messenger RNA. It is a transcript of the gene VMA4, whose product is annotated as H(+)-transporting V1 sector ATPase subunit E. The coding region runs from base 1 to 693 and encodes 230 amino acids. Gene Ontology annotation, cellular component: proton-transporting two-sector ATPase complex, catalytic domain. Lineage: Eukaryota; Fungi; Ascomycota; Saccharomycetes; Saccharomycetales; Saccharomycetaceae. Gene Ontology annotation, biological process: proton transmembrane transport. The record is from RefSeq and is a predicted model, not a curated record. Gene Ontology annotation, molecular function: proton-transporting ATPase activity, rotational mechanism. The transcript has a single exon.
AUGGCAUCGGUUAUUACUUCAUUAACACCAAACCAGGUGAAUGAUGAGUUGAACAAAAUGCAGGCGUUCAUCAGAAAGGAAGCUGAAGAGAAGGCAAAGGAGGUGCAAUUGAAGGCCGACCAGGAGUACGAAAUUGAAAAGACUGGAAUAGUUCGUAAUGAGAUUAGCAAUAUUGAUUCUAAUUUUGAGGACAAAUUGAAGAAAGCUUCUCUGAAACAGCAAAUCACAAAAUCUACUAUUGCGAACAAAAUGAGAUUGAAAGUUUUGAGUGCUAGGGAGGAAUCUCUAGACGCUUUCUUCGAACAAGCCAAGAAGGAAUUGAAAAACUUGUCUAAUAAUGGUAAGAAAUACAAGCCAGUACUUCAUUCAUUGAUUCUAGAGGCCUCAUUGAAGUUGUUGGAGCCUGAAGUUAUUGUUAAAGUAACAGAGAAGGAUAAAAAACUGGUACAAUCGCUAGUUGAUGAUAUUGCCAAGGAAUACAAGGAAGUGGCUAAUAGGGACGUUGCCAUUGUGAUUUCGGAUGAAACUUUGGAUAAAGACUGUGCUGGAGGUGUUAUUGUUACCGAUAAAGCAGGUAAAAUUGACGUCGACAAUACCUUGGAGGAAAGAUUGAAAUUACUGAGCGAGGAGGCUUUGCCUGCCAUCAGACUAGAAAUGUUUGGACCUUCAAAGACAAGGAAGUUCUUCGAUUAA